Hansenula anomala is the source of this 1482-nucleotide messenger RNA. Its product is annotated as FAD-binding oxidoreductase. Gene Ontology annotation, biological process: lactate catabolic process. Gene Ontology annotation, cellular component: mitochondrion. The annotation marks the transcript as partial. Gene Ontology annotation, molecular function: D-lactate dehydrogenase (NAD+) activity; FAD binding; D-lactate dehydrogenase (cytochrome) activity. The record is from RefSeq and is a predicted model, not a curated record. The transcript has a single exon. Lineage: Eukaryota; Fungi; Ascomycota; Saccharomycetes; Phaffomycetales; Wickerhamomycetaceae.
UCGAAUUUUUCCACCACCAAGUUGGAUUCCUUACAACCAAUCAAAUAUGGUUCACCAGCUGAAUUUCAAAAAGCGUUCAAGGAAAUAGAAGAGUACCUAGGAUCAGAAAAUAUAACUGUUUCAGAGUCGGAGAUUGAAAGUCACUCAGAUUCUUAUUACCAAACUCACCAUCCAUCGCCAGACCAACGUCCUAGAUUAAUCGUUUAUCCAAAAAACACAGAAGAGGUGUCCGGCGUUUUGAAAAUUGCCCAUAAGUAUAAAAUUCCUAUUGUUCCAUUCUCUGGCGGUACUUCAUUAGAGGGUCAGUUUAUAGCCUCUAGAAGUGGUAUUACCAUUGACUUGAAUAGGCUGGACAAAAUUUUAAAAUUGAACGAUAAUGACUUGGAUGUUAUUGUUCAACCAUCUGUGUCAUGGCAAGAUUUGAAUGAAUAUCUGGCACCUUAUGGAUUACUGUUUGGCCCUGAUCCAGGUCCUGGUGCACAGAUUGGUGGUAUGAUUGCAACUUCAUGUUCUGGUACAAAUGCUGCUAGAUAUGGAACUAUGAAGGAUAACGUACUUGGGUUAACUAUUGUCUUAGCUGAUGGAACUAUUGUCAAGACUAAGAAGAGACCUAGAAAAUCAAGUGCAGGAUACAAUCUUACAGGCUUAUUUGUUGGUAGCGAGGGAACAUUAGGCAUUGUAACAGAAGCUACACUGAAACUACACGUCAAGCCUGAGGAUGAAACUGUUGCUGUUUUAAACUUUGACACCAUUAAGGAUGCCACAAACUCAGUGUCAGCAAUUGUUAGAAAAGGGAUACAAGUUAAUGCCGUUGAAUUUUUAGACUCCAAUAUGAUGAAAUGUAUUAAUGAUGUUGGGUCAACUUCGAAAACUUGGGUUGAGAAACCUACGCUAUUGAUAAAAAUUGGUGGUUCAAAAAGUAUUAUAAAGGAGCUUGUGAAAACAAUCAAAGAAGUUGCAGCUGAAAACAAAAGCACAAAUUUUCAAUUUGCAAAUUCUGAAGAGGAAAAGUCAGAAUUAUGGUCUGCAAGAAGAUUAGCCUUGUGGUCCACAAUUGAUUGGGGUAGAAAAUUAGUUGACCCUAAAGUGAAGGUCUACAUCACUGAUGUCGCAGUGCCAAUUUCCAAGCUUCCAAAGGUUAUCACCGAAACUCAAGAUGACAUUGCUCGGUCAGGUUUCAAUUCUACAACCAUCGGUCAUGUUGGUGAUGGUAACUUUCAUGCUCUUAUUCUUUAUAAGGAUGAAGAAGCUAAACAGGCAAAGGAUCUUGUUGAGAGAAUGGUGAACCGUGCUUUAGAGAAUGAUGGAACUUGUACAGGAGAACAUGGUGUCGGUGUUGGAAAGAGAGAGUACUUGAUAAAAGAGGUUGGGGAUGAGGCUGUUGAUACAAUGAGACGCUUGAAACUCGCUUUAGACCCUUUAAGACUACUAAACGCAGACAAGAUCUUCAAAAUUGACCCAGAGGAUAAGAAUGACCAUUGA